UGUGGGGAAAAUAUAGUUGUUUCUCACAUGCCAGGAAAGGACUGUAGCAUUUUCCAAAUUAGGAUGUAGCCUACAAAUGUUCAUGCCUCUCUCAGCCAUUUAAUCUCCUGGGUGCCUCCGCCUUACCAUCUGUCCUUGUAUCCAGCUUCAUUAUUAAAAUGACUACUAUUUUUACAAUCUUACUUUGAAAAAUACCUGCCCUGGCAUAAUUGCACAAAGGAGUGAUGGGGUAAACAGGGCUUGCUUCAACUUUACAUUGCUGAGGGGAGCCAAAUGCAUUCAACACAUAAUAAUUUAAGAUAAAUAAGUCCACUGAUGCUCAAAAGUUGUGAUGGGAUUCUGAAGUUGGUCCAUUUACUUACCAGCAGAUGUCACUGUUGUUAGUAGAAAUUAUCUUGCAUGCCCUUUUCUUAAGGAUAUGAAAUCAGAAAAGAAGCUUCAUCAAAAGAAGACUAAAAUCUUCAUUUGCCUUGAGUCUUUUACCUCUCAGCCUUCUAAUUCCCCAUGACUUUUUCUUGAGUUUAAGAAAAACACUUGAUAUCACAAAAGUCCCAUUUACCAUAAUAAACAGUUUUCUAAGAGACUCCACUAUCUUUAAAAAAAUUUUUUAGGCUUCAUUGUCGUGCAGCAAAGCUGGAAAACAUGAAGCAAAUGUACUGUGGACUCUCUGAAAACAGAAGGAGCUGGUAAUUGAAAAAGGAGCAUCAUGGUCCACCCUGCUUUUUCUGUAGUUUUUGCUGUUCCUCAGUUACUGCAAAGUACUGCUAGAAUUUUUCCUGCUCGUUCUUCAUUAUUGUGGUUGAGGCACUCGGCUUCUUGUUACUGCACAGCCAAUGGCACAAUGAAAUCCAAAAGAGAAAUGGAUCAUCUGGAGAGAACAGCAAAUAACUUUCGACAGGAGGUUAUUUCUCCAGCAAAAGUGUGUGGAUUCACCAAUGAAUCUGAAACAGUUAAAAGGCUAUGUUUGGCUGUCAUAAAUAAGGAUUUUACUUUUAAAGCAGGACAGUGGCUAAAAAGCAGACAGAAGUUAUCCAUGCAUAAGCCGGCUUCCAAAUAUCUCAAAGGCCUGAAGGACAAAGGGGUAGACUUCUUUAUUCCUGGACUAGAUGUAGUUGGUGGAUUCUCCAUAUGUUCAAGCCCUGGUCUGUUGGAACAAGAGGGAGUAUUGGAACUGGCAGUAAAACAUACAGUACAUCCUCCUGCUCACUGGAUUCACACACAGUGCACCCUUGACUCAGAAGUAGCUCUGCGAGUGGGAGGCGACUUCUGCUUUGAUCCACAGCCUGGAGACUCUCCUGUAAACCUUGUUCUGAUAGCAGGAGGAGUAGGAAUUAACCCAUUGUUCUCCAUACUGCUACACGUAGCAGAUCUUUAUACCAGCCAAGAGACUAAGGGAAAUGGGUAUAAAAUGGGAACUGUGAAACUGCUCUACAGUGCAAAGAACACAAAUGAGCUCUUAUUCAAGGAAAAUAUCCUUGGUUUGAUGAAUGCAUUUCCUGGAAAGAUCACAUGCGACUUCCAUGUUACCCAGCAGAGUUUGCAAGUCUGUGAAGAACUUCAGCCUUAUAUUAUAGAGGGAAGAAUAUCUGCAAAGGAUCUGGAAAAACAUGCAUCUAAGGAUACUUUAUGGUACAUCUGUGGUCCACCUCCAAUGAUAGAAUCUAUAUCCAAGUUACUAAAAAACCUUGGUGUUCCUGCAGACUGCAUUUUCUUUGAAAAGUGGUGGUAGCAAUAGCUAUUUAGCAGAAACUAAACUAUAUAAAUUAAUUUAUAUAUUUUGUUAGACAAAAAAUAACUGAAACGCACAGAAGAUGGAUUCUGCUAUGAACUAACUAAAUGCAAGACAUCACUAGUUACACAUGGAAUCAUCCUGUAUCCAAUAACCAUUCUUAAUGAUACUAUAGUGCACUCUGAUUUAGGUCAUUAUAGUUUUACUGCUUUUGAAGAAAAGCAUGGUAUAUUUUAUAUUAAAGAUGAGAACCAUUUAAUUUUG
Alligator mississippiensis (American alligator) is the source of this 1993-nucleotide messenger RNA. It is a transcript of the gene OXNAD1, whose product is annotated as oxidoreductase NAD binding domain containing 1. The transcript is spliced from 9 exons. Lineage: Eukaryota; Metazoa; Chordata; Crocodylia; Alligatoridae. Gene Ontology annotation, molecular function: oxidoreductase activity. Bases 707 to 1729 code for a protein of 340 amino acids. Gene Ontology annotation, cellular component: mitochondrion. The record is from RefSeq and is a predicted model, not a curated record.